Nerophis lumbriciformis (worm pipefish) is the source of this 2089-nucleotide messenger RNA. RefSeq names its product ethanolamine-phosphate cytidylyltransferase-like. Gene Ontology annotation, biological process: phosphatidylethanolamine biosynthetic process. The record is from RefSeq and is a predicted model, not a curated record. Lineage: Eukaryota; Metazoa; Chordata; Actinopteri; Syngnathiformes; Syngnathidae. Gene Ontology annotation, cellular component: cytoplasm. Gene Ontology annotation, molecular function: ethanolamine-phosphate cytidylyltransferase activity.
AUCAGGCGUUCGGUGUGUUGCCCGGUGAAAGGAGGGCGGGCGGGAGGCGUUGACGCAGCGUACGGUUGCCGCUGUAACACAACCUGCCUCCGGAUACUCCGCCUCACACGAGGCUGUCACGACCCCACGAAAGUGGGGCGAAGGGGCUUUUAAGGUGGAGCAUUUGAAACAUGAUCAAAAACGGACACCACAACCACCACAGGCACCCCCACCAGGUUAGCACACUGGCCGGGAAGGACGCGGGCUCGACACCCGUAGCUACAUCGUGUAGUCCGGAAAAGAGGAGGCGAAGGGUCCUGGUGUGGUGCGAUGGUUGCUACGACAUGGUCCACUACGGUCAUUCCAACCAGCUGCGCCAGGCCAAGGCCAUGGGUGAUUACCUCAUUGUGGGCGUGCACACUGACAGUGAGAUCACAAAGCACAAGGGCGCCCCUGUUUUCACUCAGGAAGAGCGCUACAAGAUGGUGAGGUCCAUCAAAUGGGUGGACGAGGUGGUGGAGGAAGCGCCGUACGUCACCACCCUGGAGACGAUGGACAAGUACAACUGCGACUUCUGUGUGCACGGAGACGACUUAACACUGACAGUCGACGGCAGGGACACGUACGAGGAAGUUAAAAAGUCAGGACGCUACAGAGAAUGUAAAAGAACACAGGGAGUUUCAACCACCGACCUGGUUGGCAGGAUGCUCCUCAUGACAAAAGCACAUUACAGCAACAUUGAUGAUUCAGACUACCAGCAGCACACAGACAACUUUGGAAAGGACUCCAAUGGCCACAAGAACCACAGUCCCUGGACGGGGGUAUCUCAGUUCCUGCAGACCUCCCAAAAGAUCAUCCAGUUCGCUUCAGGCCAGGAGCCACAGCCUGGCGACACUAUCAUCUACGUGGCCGGGUCCUUUGACCUCUUCCACAUUGGCCACGUGGACUUCCUGCGGGCGGCGCACAAGCAGUCAGAGAAGCCGUACGUCGUGGUUGGGCUGCACUUCGACCAAGAAGUGAAUCGCUACAAAGGGAAGAACUACCCCAUCAUGAAUGUCCACGAGCGAACUCUCAGCGUCCUGGCUUGCCGAUAUGUCUCCGAGGUGGUGAUUGGUGCUCCGUUUGCCGUCACGAAAGACCUGCUGGAUCAUUUGAAGGUGGACCUCGUAUGCCACGGAAAGAUGCAAAUAUACCCGAACAAGGACGGAUCUGACCCGUACGCUGUGCCCAGAAAGCAAGGAAUAUUGCGCAUUGUUGACAGUGAGAACACCCUCACGACAGAUGCUAUUGUGCAGAGGAUAACAAAAAACAGGCUCCUUUUUCAAGCAAGGAACCAGAAGAAGGAGGCCAAUGAGAUUGCCGUGAUCGAGGCCAUGCAGCGACACCAAGUAGCAGACCAGUAAUGGAGGCCAGGCAGUGUCGUGGACUCUGAAAGGCCCCUCAAGUCCUGCACACUGAAAGAAACCGAGAACACAAUCGGCAUGUUUUUAUCCGGGAUGGAUCCAUGCGCAGUAUUUACCUAUUUGCUUUGUCUUGUCCAAAGGUCAAGUAUAGACAAGAAAAAUUCAAAUUUUUUCUAAAAACGUAUAUUUUUCUUGCCUGCAAAAUAUGACAUUGUUUUUUUAAAAACAAAAAAAGUGUUGUGUUGCAAGGGCAAGAGUUAGGACUUGGACCGCAUGUGAUCCUCCGUAUCGGACUGCACUGACAUUUCACUCACAUGUUGUGUUUUACCUGUCGGGGUUUAUUUCUCUGAAACUUAAACUAACCACAGCACCUCUGUGGAGUGGACACUUUACACACGACUGCUGUUAAUGUUGCACUUUCAUAACUCACAACAGGGGUGGGUACACUAUUUCCUAUGGGGGUGGGGGAACAUUAUGGUGUUUAUAAUGUUCUCCGAGGGUCCUAUACUAAACAGUUUAACCUCAGUAUGAAAUGGGACUGAAUAUUAUAUUUUUGGUAGUAUAAUAGACUCUCUCUCUCUGACUUAAUGUAUAUACUGUAUGAGCACAUGACAAACCCCUGCCUGUACACCUAUUUGGGAUGUAAAGGCAAACUGGACUGCAGUAUUUAUUUUCUGUUAACAAUAACAUGGUUUCAUCAACUAUCA